Molecule: messenger RNA, 3933 nt
Organism: Oryzias latipes (Japanese medaka)
Lineage: Eukaryota; Metazoa; Chordata; Actinopteri; Beloniformes; Adrianichthyidae
Product: oxysterol-binding protein 1
Cellular component (GO): perinuclear endoplasmic reticulum; cytosol; plasma membrane
Molecular function (GO): sterol binding
Source: RefSeq, a predicted model, not a curated record
GUGUGAUCAUAUGAGCUAAUGUUAGGCUAGUUAGAUGUAGCCUGUUAGCUUUAGAAUGUUGUCAUCGUACGCAGCGGUAAAGUGAGCAUUACGUGCAUGAUUUUUGGGUCAAAACCAUAAAAUUGUUGGAAAUUUGCAUUUUUUUCAGUAGCGGAAGUGUACUGCCCCGGUGCUUUUGGUUGAACCAUUUUCAGUCCUUGCUGUCCCGUCUCGGUUAGUUAUCUCUCUGCUGUCUUUCGUAGCUAGCCACAGUAGCAUAUGGGUGUCAGAGUUAGCAGUGACUCAACCGGCUGUGUCUUUUUCCCCUCCACGUCUCAUAUUAUUUUGGACACGUCAAGGUUCUUUAGUUCUGUGUAUUGAUUUUUGGGGGGUGUGAUGUCAGAACCGAAGGCCCCCACUCCCACCCCUGCAGGCGAUACUUAUAAAGGCUGGGUCUUCAAGUGGACUAAUUACAUCAAAGGCUAUCAACGACGGUGGUUCGUCCUCAGCAAUGGCCUCCUGUCAUACUACAGGACCCAGGCGGAGAUGGGUCACACAUGUCGGGGUACGAUUAACCUGGCCACGGCGACCAUCACCGUGGACGACGCCUGCAACUUCAUGAUAACCAACGGCGGCGCUCAGACGUACCACCUGAAGGCCAGCUGUGAGGUGGAGCGGCAGAAAUGGAUCACCGCCCUGGAGCUGGCGAAGGCUAAAGCUGCCCGCAUGCAGGCAGAGUCAGAUGACUCGGGCGACGACUUCUCUCCGUCGGCCGCUCCGGGACAGGGUGCGGGGUCACAAAAUGCCGAAUUCCAGUCUGCGAUGAGAAUGCUGGGCAGCAAGGUGGAGGAUCUGAGCACAUGCAAUGACCUGAUCUCAAAGCACGGCUCCGCCCUCCAAAGGUCUUUGUCGGAGCUGGACAAUUUAACUCUGACUGGGGAAGCGGGGGAGAAGAUCCGCCAGGUGACGGAAAGAGCCACGCUGUUCCGCAUCACCUCGAACGCCAUGAUCAAUGCCUGCAGAGACUUCCUCUCCAUGGCUCAGACUCACAGCAAGCGAUGGCAGAAGGCCCUGCAGGCCGAACGGGAGCAGAGGGUGAGGCUGGAGGAGACUUUAGAGCAGCUGGCUAAGCAGCACAACCACUUGGAGCGGGCCUUCAGGGGGGCAGCGCAAGCUAACGCCAGCGCGGACAGUAAAAGCAUUUCUGGGCCUGGAAAAGGAGAAGUGAGCGAUGAUGAUGAUAAUGAGUUUUUUGAUGCCAUGGAGGAGGCGCCUGAAUUCAUCACCGUGCCUGCAGACCCUCAGUUCCAUAAAAGGUCGAGCAGUAAUGUCAGCAGCUUCAACAGCGAGAUUUGCCAAGACGAUCAGUCGCUGAACGAGGAGCCUCUGGCGAUGAACCAGGAGUCGCCGUCUCAGGAGCUGGUUCCAUUGAAAAAGAGGCGGACGCGCAUCCCAGACAAGCCCAACUACUCCCUCAACCUUUGGAGCAUCAUGAAGAACUGCAUCGGCAAAGAGCUGUCCAAGAUCCCCAUGCCUGUGAACUUCAAUGAGCCCAUUUCCAUGCUGCAGCGUCUGUCGGAGGAUCUGGAGUAUCACGAGCUGCUGGACAAAGCUGCGAAGAGUCACAACUCUCUGGAGCAGAUGUGCUACGUGGCGGCCUUCUGCGUGUCCGCCUACUCCACCACCGUGUACCGCACGGGAAAGCCCUUCAACCCGCUGCUGGGGGAGACGUACGAGCUGGACCGCCAGAGGGAGAGCGGCUACCGCUCCCUCUGCGAGCAGGUGAGUCACCACCCCCCGGCAGCAGCACAUCAUGCCAUCUCCGAUCGAGGAUGGACCCUGAGGCAGGAAAUCACAGUUGCCAGCAAGUUCAGGGGCAAAUACCUCUCCAUUAUGCCCUUAGGCACGAUUCAUGCCAUCUUUGAGAAGAGCAACAAUCACUACACAUGGAAGAAAGUUACAACUACAGUGCACAACAUCAUCGUGGGAAAGCUGUGGAUCGACCAGUCUGGGGAGAUCGACGUUGUGAAUCACACCACCGGAGACCGCUGUCACUUGAAGUUUGCCCCCUACAGCUACUUCUCCCGAGAUGUCGCCCGAAAGGUGACUGGUGUGGUGAUGGACAAGACCGGGAAGGCCCACUAUGUGCUGUCGGGCACGUGGGAUGAAAAGAUGGAGUUUUCCAGGGUGAUGCAGAGCAGCCGAGGAGGGGAGAACGGCACGGAGGGCAGGCAGAAGACGGUCUAUCAAACGCUCAAAGCCAAAGAGCUGUGGAGGAGGAACCCUUUACCGGAUGGAGCAGAAACCAUGUAUUACUUCACUGCCCUGGCUCUGACGCUGAACGAGCCAGAGGAUGGCGUAGCGCCCACCGACAGCCGCCUCCGGCCCGACCAGCGUUUGAUGGAAGAUGGCCGCUGGGACGAGGCCAACGCCGAGAAGCAGCGGCUGGAGGAGAAGCAGCGCACCGCUCGCCGCGAAAGGGAACGGGAGGCCUUGAACCAGCGCUCGUCCAGCACGUCUGAAGAAGCUGUCGAUGAGGACUCUGUUACUGAUCCUUCCCUAAAAAGCGUCCCUCACGAGAACUACAAAGCCCGCUGGUUUGAGCACACAGAGGACAAAAUCACAGGUGAGGCGGUCCACGUCUAUAAGGGAGGCUACUGGGAAGCCAAGGAUCAAGGCAAGUGGGACGACUGCCCCGAUAUAUUUUGAACCUCUUCGUGGACUUUAACGUGCCAUCAAGGGACUUCCCGGAUGACCGCCUCCCUCUCCCCCAGUGGCUCUCUGUUGUAGGAGAUCUCCUGAACUGUCACUGCUGUUAUUUUCUUUGUUUAAUUGUACUCUCCCACAGUCGCAGCAGAGGUUUCCAUGGUUUCAGAAGUAGUUAUGUUAGCUCUGGAUCAGAGGAGGGAACGAAAUAAGCAGCUCUUCCGGAUCUGCUUCAAAUCCAGUUUCCUAAUCUUGUCAGUCGAGUAUCAGGUAAGGUUUCAGCCGAAACCGCCUGCACUUUCCUGCCAUCGUCCACACUGUUUGGUUCACGGCUCUUUUAAAAAAGAAAAAAAAAAAACGGGAGGGGGGUUUAAAAAAAGUCAAUAUGUACACACCUAUAUGCUUAAAUCAUUGAAUAUCAGCUGGUGGCCUUCAAAGAGAUUGAUUUUUGUUUUAUUGCUGAUUUAGUGUCUUAUGGUAAUGAAGGUUCAGGUGUGUUUGUGUAAAUCGACUAUCUGCUCUUCCAUCGUUGGAAAAAAAAAAGAUUAGCUGUACUGUUAAGAAUUCUUCAUCAGCUAGAAUACUUGUUGACCAUUCCCACUGUAACGUUUUGGAGACUUUUUUUAUGGAAAAAAUGUUUGGCUUUAACGCCUAAAUGUGCACAAUUUUCAUUUUGCCUUAAAAGAAACGACCUUCUCUGGGGGAAAAAACUCUUACUACAGGUGGUUUCACGUUGAAACACUCGCGUUAACAAGUGUUUGUUGCACGUAGUUUGGAGUUUUAUUCAACUUUCAUCGAUGAAAUGAUCCUGGAAAAACGAUGACUUGGCUAAAAUCCAAGCGAGUAUUUGUCUUUUUUUUUUUUUUUUUUUUUUUUAAUGAAGAUGUGGAAAAGGCAACAAGCAUCCCACCUGUGUAGAGGUAUGAACGUUCUCUCUGACACCAAAAACAUGACACGUCUGUCUGUGUGUGAGAAUCUCAAUUCUGUUUGUAAGUGUACUUAAAAAUGAAGAAUUAAAAAAAAGAAAUUUACAUGCAUUGAAAAUAACUGAUUUUAUAAAUGUAUAGAAUAUAUAUUAUCAGUAACUAUAUUGUAGUUUUUUUCUGGUAAUUUUUUUUUGGUUGUAAUAUUGGACAAGGACUUUUUUGUUUUUUUUCGGAGAAAAGGGAGUUUACAUACUUGAUUAAGACAUUUGUCAGUAUUUUGUAUUAACACAAGAAUCUGUAAUAAAUGCUGCAAUGUCAAAGA